CUUCUUCGAUAAGGGGGAAGGUCAGACUAUCAAAUUGUUUGAUUUAAACAAAGUUAUAUACAUUUAUGGCUAGCAUUUUUAAAUGCAAAUUUAAAAAGAUAUUUUUUCAUUUUAAUAAAUGUUAAAUUUUAAUCGGCUGACCGUAGCUUUUGGAUUUCUUGACGUCCUCGUCGUUCUUUUAAAAAUCCUAGAACGGUCACACUUGGCUUAUAAGCGUCUCAAUUGACCCAAGCGUUUUCGCGGCACAUACAUAAGUGAAACAAAAAGUUAUAAAAAUGAGUGAAAAAGAAUGUGAAGAGGAUCCACUAUAUCAACUUUUAAAAAAGAUAGAAAUUGAGGAAGUGCAUACAUUUCUAACAGCUGCUAAAGUAAACAUCGAGCAGCUAAAAUACAUGAACGCCGAUGACAUUAAGGAGGCAGUGCCUCCAUUAGGUCUGCGCAUAGGGUUUAGACAAAAACUCUUCAGAUGGAAGGAGUCUGAGGGUGGAGAUGAAGACCGAAUUGCGCCACUACCCUCUUUUGUCAAGCCAGACGUCAAGGCUCCCCUAAAGUUCAUUUUGAAUAAAAGUUUGCACUCCUUACUUAAUGAGUCUCGAAAGGGCAUGAAGAUUUUGGAACACGAAGAGACUCAUCUUUGUCUUCCCCAAGUGCUUCGGGACGAACUUAUUUCUAUUAUAAUAGAAGAGGCCAUGCUCGAACACAUUACGAUUAGCGUUCCAGAUUUCCAAGCCUUGCUAGAGGAAAUAUGUUUUGUUCUCCCAAGCCAGAUAAACGUUAAGAUUGAUAUUGAUUUCGACCUUAUGUAUCCUGGAAAAGGUUUUCAUUUGCUUUCAAAGUGGCAAGAAUUUCGGCAAAAAAUAAUGUGUUAUUACGAAGACAACAUCAUUAAUGAACAUUGCAAAGCCCAACUCUUGCUUGUUAAAAACUGCACCAACAUAGAUGCCCAGGACUUCAUAAUCGCCACAUUGCUGAAUGCUGUUUUGCCCUCAUCAGCCCGCUUCAAGAAUGAAGAUGGAAAAUUUACAAGGAAAGCUACAAUACUGGACGCGCAGGAGAGUUUCGUGCUGAGACUAGUAACUAUUAAUGACUUAGAUAUUCAAUUGGACCGAGUCAUAAACAUGUAUUACAGUUCGGGUCUUAAAUUACAUCCUAUUAUUAUUGUAGUUGGUCCUUUCGAUUGUGAGAUCAACGAAUUAUUUUUAUAUUUUGAUGGAAAUUUAAUAAGUGGCCCAAAUGUACAUAUAUAAAAGAUUAUAAGUUGUUUUAGUUAUAAGGAAAAUAUUUUUGUACUAUGUAAUGAAGUAGGUUUAAUUCGAUUUGACAAACAUUUUUAUUCUUAUGAAAUCGGUUAUCCAUCCGAUACAUUUUGCAUUUUAAACAUUAAUGAAAUAACUACUCUUCCUUUGCACUUAUAUACAAUAAACAAUAGAAAAUCGUAUCUUAAAUUUAAAUAUAUAUAGAAACUAUAAAC
Messenger RNA from Drosophila suzukii, 1471 nucleotides. The record is from RefSeq and is a predicted model, not a curated record. NCBI's taxonomy places the organism in Eukaryota, Metazoa, Arthropoda, Insecta, Diptera, Drosophilidae.